CCCCCACCUCCGAAAAACGGGGGGACACAGAUGCGCUGCAGAGGCGCGCUCUGCGCGCUCGCCAUCGUUGCCGCGCUCGGCGGCGCGGACGCGUCCCAGGCAGCCAGAGAUCAAAAGUGGCUCGGCAAGCUGUCCACCAAAGCGCGCAACCUCCGCUCCGCUUUAGAGACCGCUCCGAGGCGCGAUUUGUCCGAACACGAGGCGGCGCUCUCGGAGGAGGAGGUGGAGCUGCUGAAGGAGGAGGCGGAGGAGGAGAUCAUCAUGCUAAAGUGGGCGACCGUCAUCGGGAUCGCUGCGCUCGGCGCAACCUUCAUCCUCGGAUUCCUGGCCGAGUCGAUCCACCUGCACUGGCUGCCAGAGGCUGCCAUCGGAGUGCUGGUGGGCAUGUUUGCCUCCGGCCUGGCACUGAUGGCGCACUCGGACGGGCUGCUCGAAAAGGAGAAGUUCGACUUUGAGUUCUUCAUGAUCUGGCUGCUGCCGCCCAUCAUCUUUGAGGCAGGGUUCAACAUGAACGUGCAGUCGUUCAUCGCAAACCUCUGCCCGACCGCCUUCUUCGCCUUCAUCGGCACCUUCGCCUCCACCUUUGUUGUCGGAGGGCUCGUGUGGUGGUUUGGGCAGAUGGGGCUCUGCUACCCGCUGGGCAUGCUCGCCGCGCUGACUUUCGGCUCCUUGAUCUCCGCGACGGACCCGGUCACGGUGCUGGCGGUCUUCCAGGCGCUGGGCGUAAAGAUCGAUCUGUUCUCGAUGGUCUUUGGAGAGAGCGUGCUGAACGACGCCGUCGCCAUCGUGCUGUCGCGCACGCUCCUCUCCUUCAACAACCCGGAGAACCCCGUCGACGCCGAGCACAUCCUCGGAGCAGGCAAGCUCUUCCUGAUCAUCUUCAUCGGAUCGCUCCUCAUCGGCGCCGUCGGCGGCAUCCUCUCCUCGCUCACUUUCAAGCUGCUCGACCUCCGCCACCACGACGAGAUGCUCUACAUGGAGGCGGCGCUCUCCUUUGUCUUCCCGUGGUGCGCCUACUUCGUUGCCGAGGCGUCCGAGCUGUCGGGCAUUGUCUCCAUCAUGUCCUGCGGGAUGGUCAUGGCAACGUACACGCGGCCAAACUUCUCGCCGCGUGCGGUGCGGCUGACGGCGCGUGCGUACAAGGUGGUCGCCCUCAUCGCCGAGACCUUCGUCUUUGUCUACCUGGGCAUGGCGACCAUCACCUUCCCCAUCUUCACGUACACGGUGUGGCACUUCUUCUUCUGGGCGACCCUCGCCUGCUUCGUGGGCCGGCUGCACAUCUACAUCGGCUCCUUCCUCACAAACUGCUUCCGUGACGCAACCUCCAAGCCGCCCCCCAUCUCGCCCGCCUACUCCUUUGUCAUGUGGUUCUCGGGCCUCCGCGGCGGCGUCGCUUUUGCACUCGCUUCGGAGAGCCCCUUCUGCAGCGACAACGAGCACAACGACUCGCUCGCGAUGAUGCAGGCGAGAUGUGGGGAGAUGCGGGGAGAUGCGGGGAGGUGUGGGGAGGUGCGGGGAGAUAUGCACACUGACUCGCUCGCGAUGAUGCAGGCGACGAUGUUGAUCGCGUGCUUCACCAUCUUUGUCUUUGGCGGCGCCAUCACGACCAUCUGCAUCUACUUCGACGUGCUCGAGCCAAAGAAGGGCGCCGAGAGCACCGCGCGCUCCAAGAUGCUCUCGGCGAUGCACCAGCAGAAGACGUCCACUCAGCUGAUGGUCGACGAUGGGCACAACUGGCUGCUCAAGAUGCUGACCAACGAGCAGGCCUACGAAAAGUCGGACGAGCUGCGCUUCGACGAUGACGAGGAGAAGGGGGACGAGGAGGUGGUGGUGGCCGAGGUGGAGGCCGAGUUGGGCAAGAACGCCUUCACGGAGCUCAAGUCGGAGAUCAUGAAGCCGCGAAACUUUGAGAAGGGAGCGACCGCCUCCGAGAUGGCGGCCAACCCAGACACGCUCCACGCGGCCCUCGGCAGCCCAGCUCUCGUGCGCACCGCGACCAAGGACGCGAAGAUCGACGUGUUGCGCACGAGGCUGCCCAACCUGUCGACCAAAGACCUCGAGAAGCUGCUCGAGGGCGCCGGCGGCGACGUCGACCUCGCCGUCAAGAAUGCCAAGGCGCCCAUCAACACGCCGCCCGCGCUGCUGUGAGGGCGCGGCUGCUCGCGCCGCGGCGCCGCUAUAUUGGACAGAGGCCAAUACACUCGGCGUGUGCGUCUGUGUGAGGGGGGCUGUGUGCGACGCGUCUUGUGGGGUUCAACCGUCUCGUCUCCGGUCUAGAGUCCCAUGUGAGCUGAGUAGACAAGCGGAGGGAGGGUAGGAGGAGAGGAGGAAGGAUGCUCUUCCAGUACGUCCGUGCCUGUCUAUCUUUUGUUGCACAUUUCGACAUAAACGCUC
Emiliania huxleyi CCMP1516 is the source of this 2394-nucleotide messenger RNA. It is a transcript of the gene NAH2, whose product is annotated as transmembrane Na+/H+ exchanger. Gene Ontology annotation, cellular component: membrane. Gene Ontology annotation, biological process: proton transmembrane transport; regulation of pH; sodium ion transport. The record is from RefSeq and is a predicted model, not a curated record. The transcript has 10 exons. Lineage: Eukaryota; Haptophyta; Isochrysidales; Noelaerhabdaceae. Gene Ontology annotation, molecular function: sodium:proton antiporter activity. Bases 31 to 2148 code for a protein of 705 amino acids.